AUGAAUACUUUAGCAGAACUUCUACUGGUAGAGUUUAUACUGGCAGAACUUCUACUGGUAGAGUUUAUACUGGCAGAACUUCUACUGGUAGAGUUUAUACUGGCAGAACUUCUACUGUUUCCCUCAAAAUUGAAUACUUUAGCAGAACUUCUACUGGUAGAGUUUAUACUGGCAGAACUUCUACUGGUAGAGUUUAUACUGGCAGAACUUCUACUGGUAGAGUUUAUACUGGCAGAACUUCUACUGUUUCCCUCAAAAUUGAAUACUUUAGCAGAACUUCUACUGGUAGAGUUUAUACUGGUAGAACUUCUACUGGCAGAACUUCUACUGGUAGAACUUCUACUGGUAGAGUUUAUACUGGCAGAACUUCUACUAGUAAAGUUUCUACUGGUAGAACUUCUACUGGCAGAAUUUCUACUGGUUAUAUAUGGUGUCAAUUUUUUAAAAAAUUUUGAAUUCAAUGAGUUAUAUCAAAAAUAA
This is a messenger RNA of Trichomonas vaginalis G3, 480 nucleotides long. RefSeq lists its product as uncharacterized. The transcript has a single exon. The record is from RefSeq and is a predicted model, not a curated record. Lineage: Eukaryota; Parabasalia; Trichomonadida; Trichomonadidae. The coding region runs from base 1 to 480 and encodes 159 amino acids.